AUGAAUUUAGACUAUACAAAUCCAUCUACUGGUAUGUUCGGACGAAUUCGUAUUAAAAUAUCUUCAUUUUACUUUUCAGGUGUUUUACCACUCAAUUCUAUCUCAGCUGAACUUCCACUUUAUUCUAAAUCACUGGAAAUAAUCGCACAACCAUGCUACACUUCCAAAUUACGAUAUCGUUCCGAUUAUGAACAUAAUAAAAAUCGUCGUGGAGUUCUUCAUAGUACAAAUAAUUCAAAUUAUCAAAGUCCGACUAUUCGUAUUCCACAUGAAUAUCUUGAUAUUACCGAACAAUAUUCCGUUCGUAUUUGUCUUGUAACCGUUAUAAAUGAAAGAACAAACCGUCGUUAUAUACAUCCAUACGAUCUUGAAGAUAUUGAUAAUGAAGAUCAUAAUGAUCGGUAUCAGAGAUCUAUUUGGUUUCCCAUUCAAGGGGAAGAUAUUGGUGGAAUUAAAAGUUUUCCAAAUUUACGUGUCGUGAAAAAAAAGGCCGAUAAUCUGAAAAAUCAUGGCAAUUUCCUUGUUUUUGAUUCUCCUAAUGAAGAUUCCAGUCCACAAUUACCAUCUGUAAAAGAUACAAUUAAAGAAUUUAAUCUUGAAAAAGCUCAAUUAGCGUUUACUAUCGGAAAGAAAACAAUGGAGAAUAACAAUGUUACAUUUAUUGUAUUUAAUCGAACAACAGUCUUUUCAGAAGAAAUGGCUGAAAAUAUUAGUAGAGAAUCAGAUCUUGAUGAUGUGCCUAGUGUGCCGACCAUUGUAAGAUCUCAUCCAUUAAGCCCAUCUGAAUGUCGUAUGUACAAAUAUGCACCGCGAAGUGGUUUUACAGAUAGUAAUGAUGAAAUACUUAUCUUUUACACAAGUAAACUGAAAUUAAAAAAAUAUGGAGAAUUACAAGUUAUGUUUGAAUUUGAUGGAUCUACCGACCAUUGGUCAACAUCUGUUCUUGAUCUUGACGUUAAAGAUCAGAUGGUGUCAUUUCGAACACCAUAUUUUCCAUUAUCCAUCAACAGGACUACAACUGUCAAUAUUAUAUUAAAACAAGAAAAAAGGGUUUUAGAACCGUUGACAUUCAACUAUAUUCCAAGAGCACAAUGUCCGACAUGUCAAGGCAAUCUUAUGGGAAAUCCAACCUCAAUUAUACAAAAUACUCCAAAUAAACGUCAUAUUUCUGUUCUGUAUAGUGAUAAUGAAGAAACCGAUGAUGGUAGAUCUGUUUGUGAAACUAAUCCUGAAAUUAAAAAAUCAUAUUCAGAACCAGACAAUUGA
Rotaria sordida is the source of this 1266-nucleotide messenger RNA. Lineage: Eukaryota; Metazoa; Rotifera; Eurotatoria; Philodinida; Philodinidae. The record is from the annotation of a GenBank genome assembly.